AUGGACAGUGACAGUGAAGCUCUGAUUGAGCCUAAUGGCUUGAUCCCGUACGAAGAGGUCCAGAAGCACGUCACAGCAGAUGACUGCUGGGUCAUCAUAGACGGUAAUGUCUAUGAUGUGACAUACUUCCUGAAGUCGCACCCGGGUGGCAAGCAGGCCAUCCUCUUGCGUGCCGGCAAAGACGUUACAAAGCUCUUUUCGCAGAUCCAUCCGACCAACGCUCUGGCAUCACUCCGCCCAGAGGCCUGCCUCGGCACCGUUAAUCCGGACACCCUUCCUGCGCUUGAUGCAAAGGAUGAAGAGGAUGAGAUUGAACGACAGGAAGCCCGCAACGAAAUGCCACCCCCUGAGGAUCUGUUGUUGAUAAAGGACUUUGAGGAAUGGGCGGAGCGUGUGCUCAGCAAGACGGCUUGGUACUACUACCGCAGUGCGGCAGAUGAAGAGACGACCUUCCACGAGAAUAGAGACGCGUUCCGGCGGUACUUCUUCCGUCCGCGCAUGCUGCGUGACCUGACAAACGGAAGCGCCGAGACGACGUUUGUGGGUAUUCCGACAGCUCUGCCCAUUUUCAUCUCUCCCGCCGCCAUGGCUAAGCUGGGCCACCCGCUCGGGGAGGUGAACAUGACCCGCGCUGCGGCAGAGUGUGGCAUUGUCCAGAGUAUCUCGGCAAACGCAAGUUGCAGCCUGGAGGAAAUGUUUGCCGCCCGGGAGGACAGCCAGCCGUUGAUCUACCAGGUGUACCUCAACAAGGACCGGACACAGUCCGAGUCUAUUCUCCGCAAGGUCGAACGCAUGGGCGCCAAGGCAGUUAUGUUCACAGUCGACACCGCCGGAGACUCGAAGCGCACUCUUGACGAACGGCUCAAAGUUGCGGCGGCCGCCAAGUUACGUGAGGACAACGGCAAGACUACCAAGUCUGAACCACUAGAACCAUUAGCCAUCGGCCACGCCAUCUCAGGAUACCAAGACCGCAAUCUGACGUGGAAGGACAUUGGCUUUAUCAGAAAAAAUACGAAACUGCCCAUCAUCGUGAAGGGUAUCCAGUCAGUGGAAGACGUUCAGCUCUGUGUAGACCACGGUGUGGAAGGCGUUAUCCUAUCGAACCACGGCGGUCGCCAGGCAGAUUAUGCGCCGGCACCCAUCGACGUUCUUUACGAGAUACGGGUACUCCGGCCGGACCUGUUUGACAAGAUCGACAUUAUGAUUGAUGGCGGUGUACGGACGGGUGCCGAUGUGGUAAAGGCAGUUGCACUGGGUGCCAAGGCCGUCGGCUUGGGCCGGCCGUUCCUGUAUGCCAACGGGACUCACGGCCAAGAAGGCGUGCGGCGCGUGAUAGAAAUUCUCCACGAGGAGAUUGUAAACACGAUGCGCAACAUUGGUGCGGCGACAAUUAAGGACCUGAAGCCCGAUAUGGUAGGCCCAGCAGGGCCUUGGGUUGGACACAACCGACCGAUGUAUGUCUCUUCUGGGGGCAUCGAUCAACGGAAGAUAUAG
Molecule: messenger RNA, 1494 nt
Organism: Grosmannia clavigera kw1407
Lineage: Eukaryota; Fungi; Ascomycota; Sordariomycetes; Ophiostomatales; Ophiostomataceae
Product: mitochondrial fmn-dependent dehydrogenase
Exons: 8
Coding region: 1-1494 (497 amino acids)
Biological process (GO): lactate metabolic process
Molecular function (GO): L-lactate dehydrogenase (cytochrome) activity; heme binding
Source: RefSeq, a predicted model, not a curated record